AUGGAGAUGUCUCUGAACAACUCUCCCUAUCAUCCUCCCCUGUCCACUUCCUCAUCCCGGCAGUCCUUGCACAAGGAAAUACCCUCUCAGCCUGACACCGCCUCUUCGCGGCCAAGUGAUCGACGCUCAACAGGGCAACUGCCGGAGGGCCGGCCAUCAACAGACGAAACCCACCAACUCCCAAGAACAAUUGAAUCGCCUUCCCAAGAUGCAGUUUUGGAUGGACCUGAAGACCACCAUGAAGAAGGCCAAGAACAACCUCUAUUACAUCCCGCAUUCCAGCCAUUCUUCACCUUGAUCGAAGACGCCCACACCUCAGAAUACCACCACCCAACGGUCCACUACAUAUUCUCUGACGAUGACACCGAUAUCGUGACAGAGGCAGCCUUACGUAGUUUGGCCGCACAGCAAGAAGCUCUAUCCGAUUCCAGGAAAGACCAGAUCGCGCAAACCCAAGCAUCCAAUCUCCCGGACGAGAUCAAAGACCCCUCCGACCCAGACCUAGCCAAGACCGCCCUACUCCCACCGCCUGUUCCAGGCGUCCGGGAUAACUACGUCAUCCUCGAUGUAGAGCCCUCACCACACGCACCUGGGGCGGCGCAAACUAGUCCGAUAACCGAACAAGUAGCACCAGGCAAAGGUGGGGUUGGCACAAUGUCCAUAUCCACGUCGCCGGCGAACGCUUCCCCACUCCCACAAGAUCAGGGACAACUACACCCGCAGUAUCGCGUUACCGCGGCGCAAAGCUUCUCAUCAACAUGGCAGGUCCUCAACACGGAAGUGGUGCCGGCACCCACUUUUGAGAAUAAUAAUCCCGGCGAGUUACCAGGACAGGGAUUGAUGCUGAAGAUCCGUGGCACGAGUGGACUGCCGAUUAAGGUGGGUGGAAAGGAGAAGGAGAGCACACUUGAGGAGAUGAUGGAUCAGUUUGCGAAGCGGAUGAGCGAGUUGCAGGUCAUUAUUGAUGCUGCGGAGGAUACAGAUUCGAAAAAAGAACAUGACGAGGAAGAACACGUGCAGCAUCCCUUCUCUCCAGACACAGCUGAAGAGACUAUUCAGGGGGAGGGGAGCAGUGCCGCUCAUGCUGCAGCACAUGAGGCGGAACACUCUUGA
Messenger RNA from Penicillium hordei, 1113 nucleotides. RefSeq lists its product as uncharacterized. Lineage: Eukaryota; Fungi; Ascomycota; Eurotiomycetes; Eurotiales; Aspergillaceae. Bases 1 to 1113 code for a protein of 370 amino acids. The transcript has a single exon. The record is from RefSeq and is a predicted model, not a curated record.